Messenger RNA from Paramecium pentaurelia, 1190 nucleotides. The record is from the annotation of a GenBank genome assembly. Lineage: Eukaryota; Ciliophora; Oligohymenophorea; Peniculida; Parameciidae.
AUGGGAUUAGAUUGCUCAACCUCUAGAAAACCCAUUAUAGAUACAAUCUCAUAAGAAUUCCUUAAAAAAAUUAAAAAGAAAUUUCCAAUUGCCAAUCAGAUUCUUAAAUCAGAUUUAUCUCCAAUUAUCAAUACACCAAUUCUGAAAAUCAAAGAUAGAACAUAUCUAAAACUUGAGAGCCAUUAAACUUCUGGAAGUUUUAAAAUUAGAGGAGCUUUUCUAUACUUUUAAGAUCAACCCAACCAAUAAAUUGUAGUUGCAAGUACAGGUAAUUUUGCAAAAGCAUGUUUUUAUGCUUACAAAAGUUGUUAAGAGGAAACAAAGAAUUAGAGUGAAAUCCUGCAACAACAAGAAAAAUAGUUCUAAUAAAUUAAAUAGGAUGAAUAUAAUACUCCUACCCCUUAACCUGAUUUUUUGCAAAAAUAAUAAUAAUAAUAAUAAUAAUAAUAAUACUCUUAAGAAGAACUUAACAAAUCCAAUUUAAUAAUAUUUGUACCUGAAAAUGUAAACAAAGAUAAAUUAAAAGAAAUUACAUGUCCCAUUAUUUAUGCAGGUUAAGAUUGUAUCGAAAGUGAAAAAAGAGCUCGAUAAUAUGCUGAAGAGCAUAAUAGCUUUUAUGCCUCCCCUUAUAAUGAUAUAAAUAUGAUUUUGGGUAGUUGCACUAUUGGAGAAGAAUUAGAUUAAUAGUAAUACUAUAUUUUUAUGUAGUUUUAAUGCUUUAAAUGAAGAACUAGAUUUUAUUUUUGUUUCAUGUGGAGGUGGUGGUUUGAUUGGAGGAAUUGCUUUAUAUUUUAAAUAUCUAAAAAAUAAAGGCACUAAAAUUAUUGGAGUUUAACCUAGAAAUAAUGCAGCCAUGUACCAUGUAAUAUUACUAAUAAAAUUAGAUCUUGCGUAACAAAGACGACUACAAAUUACUUGAUACUUUAUCAGAUGGAACAUCUGGUGGAGUCGAAGAAAAUGCUAUCACUAUUGAAAUUUGUAAACAUCUGGUUGAUGAUUGGAUUUUAGUAAAGGAGGAUCAAAUUCUUGAUGCUUAACUAAAACUAUUGAAUGAACACAAACUUAUUGUUGAAGGAGCUGCAGCAUUAGCUUAUGCUGGCUUUAUGAACUAUCCAAUAGGGCGUCUUUCAUGUCUGAUUGUAUUAUGUGGAUCUAAUGUUGAUCCACAAAAGAUUAUUGUAAAAAAAUGA